CAUGUUACAUUGUCCACGUGUCAACUAACCAGCAACUUCUCUCCCAUUCGUGUGGAGAUCUUUUCGCUAAAUCUUACAUCGGUAUUUACAAAACACGUGUCCCACAGCUCGUGGCAAUAUCGUAAAUAAAUCCCACUUUCAGGGGCAAUGUUUUAGACAAAGCUUCAGUUUCUCUAAAACCCUAAUUUGCUUUGCUUAGAGAAACCCUCUUUCUUUUUCUCUCUGGCCGGCGAUGGCAUUGCUCAGCCGUAUGAGAGCGGCGGCGAAGCCACUUAUGCGGCGGCGUUACGGAUCAGCUGCGGCGGCUCAGCUAGCUGACUACGAUGAUUACGAUGAAUACGACGAAGAGUGUUGUGAGAAGAACAGGAGGUGUUUAAUGGAGGAAUCAGAGGGAUCGGUACCAACAAGAGGAGUACAGUGGGUGAUAAUGGGUGAUCCAAUGGCAAAGAGACACGUGUACGCUCAAUGGCUAGCGAAGCUUCUAGAUGUUCCUCAUAUUUCUAUGGGUUCACUCGUUCGUCAAGAGCUCCAUCCUCGUUCUACUCUAUACAAGCAGAUAGCAGAUGCUGUCAAUCAAGGAAAACUUGUCCCGGAGGAAGUUAUAUUUGGUUUGUUGUCAAAAAGGCUAGAAGAAGGAUAUUGCAGGGGUGAAAGUGGAUUCAUCUUGGAUGGAAUUCCUCGAUCAAAGAUUCAAGCCGAGAUUCUGGACAAAACUGUGGACAUAGAUUUAGUUCUGAAUCUUAAAUGUGCAGAGGAUUUGAUGUCAAAGAAAGAGAAAAGCCCCAGGCUUUAUCCUUCACUGGAAUUCCUCUGCAGGGGGACUUCUGGAAUUAAUACUAGUCGUCAGGCAGAGGGUAGUCAUUUUAGGCCUUCAAGUAUCAUGGAUGAUGUCUCGAGGAAGAACCUGCAUGUGCAUGCAGAGCAGGUCAAACCGCUAGAAGAAUACUACAGGAAACAGAGAAAGCUCCUCGAUUUUCAAGUAGCUGGAGGACCUGGCGAAACAUGGCAAGGCCUUUUGGCAGCUUUGCAUCUUCAGCACAGGAAUGCAGUUGGUUCUACACAGCUGACUGCAGGGUGCUGAUUUGAUUUUCUAACGAUCGUCAUUCUUUUUGCAAGCAUAAUAGGUAUAGGAAAUAUGAGUGUAACAAAUUCUUAAGUUUUGGGCGGGAAUACGUGUAAUUUCUCUCUCUCUAAGAGCUGAAUCUAUUGAUAUGUGAGCAUUAGACAAGUUUACAUUAUACAUUUAUGUGACUGCUUAUGUUGUUUGUAAAAACUUCAAAUCUAUGGAAUUGCUUCGUUUAUUA
Molecule: messenger RNA, 1304 nt
Organism: Capsicum annuum
Lineage: Eukaryota; Viridiplantae; Streptophyta; Magnoliopsida; Solanales; Solanaceae
Product: probable adenylate kinase 7, mitochondrial
Exons: 4
Coding region: 233-1081 (282 amino acids)
Biological process (GO): nucleobase-containing compound metabolic process
Cellular component (GO): cytoplasm; mitochondrion
Molecular function (GO): AMP kinase activity; ATP binding
Source: RefSeq, a predicted model, not a curated record